GCAGCGGUGGGGAAGCUCUGCGAGGUCUGCUUCCUCCUCAACCUCUUCAUGAUCUCUGUGGCCCUCCUCAGGGUGGUGGGCGACCAGCUGGAGAAAUUGUGUGACUCCCUGUACCCCAACGGGACGCUGAGCGGGGCCCCCCCGCUGCCCCCCUGGUACGCAGACCAGCGCUUCACCCUCUCAGCUCUGUGUGUCCUCGUCAUCUUUCCGCUCUCCGUCCCCAGGGAGAUUGGCUUCCAGACUUGGGCCAGCAUCCUGGGCACGCUGGCCGCCUGCUACCUCACCCUGGUCAUCGUCCUGAAAUACCACCUGCAGGCAGAGACCCUGGGCUCGCCCAAGCCCCCCCAGCCCUCCAGGACCUCUUCCUGGGCCUCCAUCUUCAGCGUCAUCCCCACCAUCUGCUUUGGCUUCCAGUGCCACGAAGCCUGCGUGGCCAUCUACAGCAGCAUGCGCAACCAGAGCUUCUCCCACUGGGUCGCCGUCUCCGUGCUCUCCAUGCUCAUCUGCCUCCUCAUCUACUCCCUUACCGGGCUCUAUGGCUACCUGACCUUCGGCGAGGCUGUGGCCUCCGACGUCCUGAUGUCCUACCCAGGGAACGACCCG
This is a messenger RNA of Pterocles gutturalis (yellow-throated sandgrouse), 603 nucleotides long. It is a transcript of the gene SLC38A8, whose product is annotated as solute carrier family 38, member 8. Lineage: Eukaryota; Metazoa; Chordata; Aves; Pterocliformes; Pteroclidae. Gene Ontology annotation, biological process: amino acid transmembrane transport. Gene Ontology annotation, molecular function: amino acid transmembrane transporter activity. The record is from RefSeq and is a predicted model, not a curated record. The annotation marks the transcript as partial. The transcript has 6 exons.